CAUCUAGAAAUGUGGCUGUGCCAAGAUGAUGGCGAGCUGAGAGGCUACAAGUGCAAAACCAUUGUCGACAAAACCACUUCCCAAAGGUCAACAUGCAGGCAGGCGGACAGACACCCGUGUUUGUGAUGAACGCUGCCCCCGAGAGGCAGUCGGGGAGAAAGGCACAGAUCUCAAAUAUCACGGCGGCCAAGACCAUCGCCGAUGUCAUACGAACAUGUUUGGGACCGAAAGCCAUGCUUAAGAUGAUCUUAGAUCCUAUGGGUGGAAUCUUACUUACAAACGAUGGAAACGCCAUCCUUCGCGAGAUCGACGUAGCACACCCCGCAGCAAAAAACAUGAUCGAACUGAGUAGGACCCAGGACGAGGAAUGCGGCGAUGGUACCACCAGCGUCAUCAUUCUGGCGGGUGAGAUUCUUGCACAGUCGCUCGCGCAGCUCGAACGUGAUAUUCACCCCGUCGUGAUCAUUUCCGCAUACAACAAGGCACUCAAAGAGGCACUGGAGAUCGUCAAACGUAUCUCGAUCCCAAUUAAUACGAACGAUGAUGAGGAAAUGUUGUCCCUCAUUAAGACGUCGAUCGGGACGAAAUUUGUUGCGCGCUGGUCUGACCUCAUGUGCCGCCUGGCGUUGCAAGCCGUCCGCACUGUCGCGGCUGAAGAAAAUGGACAUCAAACUGUCGAUAUCAAGCGUUAUGCCCGCGUAGAGAAGAUUCCAGGAGGGUCCAUCGAGGAAUCCAGAGUGUUGGAUGGCGUCAUGCUCAACAAGGAUAUCACGCACCCGAACAUGCGACGACGGAUAAAGAAUCCACGUAUCGUUCUCCUUGACUGUCCGUUGGAGUACAAGAAGGGAGAGAGCCAGACCAAUAUGGAAUUCUCGAAGGAGACGGACUGGGCCCGUGCGCAGGAGAUUGAAGAAGAACAGGUUAUUGCACAGUGCAAGCGGAUUCUGGAUUUCAAGCCUGACCUUGUCAUCACGGAGAAGGGUAUCUCAGACAUCGCGCAGCACGUCUUCGAGCGUGCCAAUGUGUCUGCUAUUCGUCGCGUCCGCAAAUCCGACAACAAUCGCAUCGCCUUGGCUGUCGGUGCCACCAUAGUCAACCGCGUAGAGGACCUCCGGGAAGCUGACGUCGGAACGAAAUGUGGCCUGUUCCACAUCGAGAAAAUAGGUGACGAAUACUUUACCUUCCUUACCGAAUGCAAGAACCCAAAGGCGUGCACUAUUCUCCUUCGCGGUCCCUCCAAAGACAUCCUCAACGAAAUCGAUCGUAAUCUCGCCGAUGCACUCUCCGUCGCACGCAACGUUUACUUCGAACCCGCACUCGCACCAGGUGGCGGUGCGACUGAAAUGGCGAUUUCAGUCGGACUGCAUACGAAGGCACGUAGCGUAACUGGUGUUGAAGGAUGGCCAUUCCGCGCCGUCGCUGAUGCCAUGGAGGUCAUCCCACGGACCCUCGUGCAGAAUGCGGGUGGAAAUGCGAUUAGAGUAUUGACGGAGUUGAGAGCGAAGCAUGCAAUGGGAGAGCAUUCGUGGGGCAUCAAUGGUGAAACGGGAAAGAUUGUAGACAUGAAGAAGUAUGGGCUAUACGAAAGCGCUAGUGUCAAGGUCCAAACAUUUAAAACGGCCAUUGAGGCUGCUCGAAUGCUGCUUAGAGUAGACGACGUCGUUCAGGCCACUCGGAAGGAUCGCAAUCGGGAACUACAAGGACCGCCCCCUGAAGAAAUGGAAGGAUAAAAGCGAUCACACCCUUGCACGCUAGACCUAAAAAAAGCUGACAUACGUCUGCAUAGUAUACAUAUAUACAGAGUUUUUCUUAGGUAUCAGAAAUACUGCGACACCAUAAUACGACACGUGGUGCAAGGUCACGAAGUUAUACAAAUAACAAUCGU
This is a messenger RNA of Pisolithus orientalis, 1885 nucleotides long. RefSeq names its product chaperonin Cpn60/TCP-1 family. The coding region runs from base 93 to 1730 and encodes 545 amino acids. Gene Ontology annotation, molecular function: ATP hydrolysis activity; ATP binding; ATP-dependent protein folding chaperone. Lineage: Eukaryota; Fungi; Basidiomycota; Agaricomycetes; Boletales; Pisolithaceae. Gene Ontology annotation, biological process: protein folding. The record is from RefSeq and is a predicted model, not a curated record. Gene Ontology annotation, cellular component: chaperonin-containing T-complex. The transcript has 8 exons.